AAGCCCAGUCAGGAACUUCCGCGUCGUCGGCGUGCAGUCUGCUACCGUCUGAAGUCCGUCCGUCUAGUCUACCUACCGACUGCUAACGUUAGUCCAGCGAGCGGGCGAGCUGCAGAUCAACAUGGCCCAGACCAACACGGACACCAGCACGUUAUGUCUUUUCGACGUGGACGGGACGUUGACCGCAGCCCGACAGAAGGCGACGCCUGAUAUGGCUGAGUUCCUGUCGCAGUUGAGGAAGAGGGUGCGCGUUGGAGUGGUGGGAGGAUCUGACCUGGUAAAAAUCAAGGAACAGCUGGGAGAUGAUGUGAUUGAUCAGGUGGAUUAUGUUUUUGCGGAGAAUGGACUGAUGGCCUACAGAUAUGGACAACUGCACUCAGUACAGAGCAUACAGGCAUAUCUGGGUGAGGAGAUACUGCAGGACUUCAUCAACUUCUGUCUGGACUACCUGGCCAAGAUCAAGCUGCCAAAGAAGAGAGGAACGUUUAUCGAGUUCCGUAAUGGAAUGCUCAAUGUCUCUCCCAUUGGCCGAAGCUGCAGCCAGCAGGAACGAAUCGAAUUCUUCGAGCUGGACAAAAAGGAGAACAUCAGGGAAACGUUUGUUUCUGUUUUACGAAAGGAAUUUGCUGGGAAAGGACUGGCCUUCUCAAUAGGAGGUCAGAUCAGUUUCGACGUGUUCCCAGAGGGCUGGGAUAAGCGCUACUGUCUGGGCAUCGUGGAGCAGGACUCUUAUCAAACCAUCCACUUCUUUGGAGACAAGACCAGCCCGGGAGGAAAUGACUACGAGAUCUUUGCGGACCCAAGGACUGUGGGCCACUCUGUGACAUCACCGGACGACACACAGCGGAUCUGUCAGGAACUCUUCUUCCACUGAAUGCACGCACACACACAGACUCACUCACACACACACAUACACUCACUAAUUCACUAGAGACCCACAUAAUCUCAUACCUAAACCCAAAUCCUGGACCCGUUACCAUAGCAGCAGAUACGGACCGGUUCUGGACCCGUUACCAUAGCAGCAGAUGCGGACCGGUUCUGGACCCGUUACCAUAGCAGCAGAUACGGACCGGCUCUGGACCCGUUACCAUAGCAGCAGAUACGGACCGGCUCUGGACCCGUUACCAUAGCAGCAGAUACAGACCGGUUCUAAUUCCGAGUGAGCUACUCCAGAUCCACGACUCCUCUUGUGAUGCAAGCGAUGAACUUUCACCUUUCAACUAUCAGCAACACAGACUGUUAACACGUUCAGGCCGUAUCCUCAGUUGUGUGUGUGUGUGUGUGUGUGUGUGUGUGUGUGUGUGUGUGUGUGUGUGUGUGUGUGUGUGUGUGUGUGUGUGUGUGUGUGUGUGUGUGUGUGUGUGUGUGUGUGUGUGUGUGUGUGUGUGUGUGUGUGUGUGUGUGUGUGUGUGUGUGUGUCCACCGAGCUGAGCCGUGAGGUUUAAAGUGCUUUUACAUGCUGACCAUAGCUGCCUUGGACUGUUGGAUCAGACCUACAGAAAACAGUGUCUUUACGAUGCCAUAAUGUCUCUGUGUGGUGCAGGGUGUGUUAUGAUGAUGUGUGUGUGUGUGUGUGUGUGUGUGUGUGUGUGUGUGUGUGUGUGUGUGUGUGUGCUCCCCGUGCUGCUUGUGUGUGUAAGGGCUUUGUCUGAUCUGAUAUGACACUGGCUGAUCCAGACAGUACCACACAUAAAAGGGAACUCUGAUCGCAACGUUGUGGCUUUGUGAUGUCACAGAGCUUUCAUGACAUCCUAAUGACAGACUCAGAGCCAUAUAAAGAGAGAGUUGCGACAACUCCAUUGACGCUAAUGUUCCAUAUUUUCUCAACAAUAGUUCCCGGAAGUUAGGAUCGAACACUCGUUAACAGACAGUAAAAGACGGUUAUUUUAUGAUUCUAACGAACAGUCAAAAUCGCUUCCGGGAACUAUUUGAACCUCUGAUUUGAACUACUUGAAGUUACACGAACCACGUCACAAACCGAAUUUUCUGUACCCGGGUUGUCGCAACUCUCUCUUUAUAUGGCUCUGGACAGACUCAAAGACAUUCGGCUGUCUGGAAAUUAUGAUGUCACAGUCAGUGUUGUUACGUGUGCAGAAUAGUCUGAUUAAAGCACAGAAUAUGUAAAAUUCCAAUUUAUAAGAUAGUUUAACAAAUAAACUAAUACACACUUAUAACAAGAAUAACAACAUUCAAGAAUCAUGAUGAAUGUCAACUGAAUUUGGAGAAUGGUGUGAUGUCCUUAGUAACCAGAGAACUCUGCUGUUAGGAAAUAUGUUUUGUGAUGUCACAAUGUCCUUAGUAACGAAAAUGACUGGAACGUGUGUAAAAUUAAUGGAUACCUGCCUAUACAGUAUGUGAUUUCUGCAACAGUGGUACUGAAAACAAUAUUCUGUUAUUUGUUUAUAAACAGAUGACCCACCGAACACCCUUAGACCUGGUACUGAAUUGAAUUGCUAUAAUUCUGACCUGUUAACAAUGGAUGGCAACAAUGGAUAAUUAAAACAACAUCA
Molecule: messenger RNA, 2510 nt
Organism: Sardina pilchardus (European sardine)
Lineage: Eukaryota; Metazoa; Chordata; Actinopteri; Clupeiformes; Clupeidae
Gene: pmm2
Product: phosphomannomutase 2
Exons: 8
Coding region: 122-874 (250 amino acids)
Biological process (GO): protein N-linked glycosylation; GDP-mannose biosynthetic process; mannose metabolic process
Cellular component (GO): cytosol
Molecular function (GO): phosphomannomutase activity
Source: RefSeq, a predicted model, not a curated record